Molecule: messenger RNA, 5770 nt
Organism: Talpa occidentalis (Iberian mole)
Lineage: Eukaryota; Metazoa; Chordata; Mammalia; Eulipotyphla; Talpidae
Gene: RBM20
Product: RNA binding motif protein 20
Exons: 14
Coding region: 1-3660 (1219 amino acids)
Biological process (GO): regulation of RNA splicing
Cellular component (GO): nucleus
Molecular function (GO): zinc ion binding; mRNA binding
Source: RefSeq, a predicted model, not a curated record
AUGGUGCGGGCCGCAGCCAUGAGCCAGGACGCGGCCCCCGGCGGCCCCGAGCAGCCCGACAGAGAUGCCCGCUGCGUGCCCGGUGCCCCCGCGCCCUCGGCGCCCCCCGGCCCGCGAGGGAUGCCGCCGCCGCCCCAAGCCGGCCUGCCCCAGAUCAUCCAAAAUGCCGCCAAGCUCCUGGACAAGACCCCGUUCUCGGUCAGUAACCCGAACCCUCUACUUCCCUCGCCAGCCAGUCUCCAACUGGCUCAACUGCAAGCCCAGCUCACCCUCCAUCGGCUGAAGUUGGCACAGACAGCUGUCUCCAACAACACCGCGGCUGCCACGGUCCUGAACCAAGUCCUCUCUAAAGUGGCCAUGUCCCAGCCUCUGUUCAACCAGCUCAGGCAUCCGUCCGUGAUCAGCACACCCCACAGCCACACCGGGGUGCCCCAACAUGCUGCCACCAUGCCCAGUGCCCGGUUUCCCUCUAAUGCCAUUGCUUUCUCACCCCCUGGCCAGACGCGGGGCCCAGGGCCUUCUGUGAGCCUCCCCAGUCAGCCCCCCAGUGCCAUGGUGAUGCAUCCUUUCAGCGGGGUGAUGCCUCAGACCCCUGCCCAGCCAGCAGUCAUCCUGGGCAUUGGCAAGACUGGGCCCACGCCUACUGCAGCGGGAUUCUACGACUAUGGCAAAGCCAACUCCAGCCAGGCUUAUAGCUCUGAAACAGACGGCCAGCCCAACUUCCUGCCAGCCUCGGCCUCUACCUCGGGCAGCGUGACCUAUGAAGGGCACUACAGCCAUUCAGGACAAGAUGGCCAAGCUGCCUUUCCCAAGGAUUUCUAUGGACCCAACCCCCAAGGGGGCUCGCAUGUGGCAGGCGGAUUUGCCACUGAGCAGGCCGGGGGCAUGAAAGGCGAGGUGGGUCCACUGCUGCAGGGAGCAAACAGCCCAUGGGAGAGCCCCCAUGGCUUCUCUGGCCAGAGCAAAGCUGACCUGCUAGCAGGCCCCAACCUGUGGCCUCCACCCCCCAGCCAGCCCUAUGAGCUGUAUGACCCCGAGGAGCCCACCCCAGACAGGACCCCUCCUUCCUUAGGGGGUCGACAGAACAGCAGCAAACAGGGUUUCAGUGGUGCCAGGCAGCGGGCCAAGGAGGAGCAGGUCAUGCUGUCCGUGAGGCCCCUACAGGCGCACGAGCUGAAUGACUUUCAUGGUGUGGCCCCCUCCCACCUGCCCCACGUCUGUAGCAUCUGUGACAAGAAGGUAUUUGACUUGAAGGACUGGGAGCUGCACGUGAAGGGGAAACUCCACGCUCAGAAAUGCCUGGUCUUCUCGGAAAACGCUGGUGUCCACUGUCUGCUGGGUUCAGCAGAGGGAACGCUGUGUGCCACUCCCAACAGCACAGCCAUUUAUAACCCCGCUGGGACCGAAGAUUAUGCCUCAAAUCUUGGAACAUCCUAUGCGGCCCUUCCAGCAAGGACAUUUGCUCAGCCGAAUCCUGCAUUUCCCUCCCCUGGGACAAAUUUUACACAGCGGAAAUCAGGUGCUGGCCGCGUGGUGCACAUCUGCAAUCUCCCUGAAGGGAGCUGCACAGAAAACGACGUCAUCAACCUGGGGCUACCCUUUGGCAAGGUCACUAAUUACAUCCUCAUGAAGUCUACUAAUCAGGCUUUUUUAGAGAUGGCGUACACGGAAGCCGCCCAGGCUAUGGUCCAGUACUACCACGAAAAAUCUGCUGUCAUCAAUGGUGAGAAGUUGCUAAUUCGGAUGUCCAAGAGAUACAAGGAAUUACAACUGAAGAAACCUGGGAAAACCGUGGCUGCCAUCAUCCAGGACAUCCAUUCCCAGAGGGAGAGGGACAUGUUCCGGGAAGUAGACAGGUAUGGCCCAGAAAGGCCGCGGUCACGCAGCCCGGUGAGCAGGUCGCUGUCCCCGCGGUCCCACACGCCCAGCUUCACCUCCUGCAGCUCUUCCCACAGCCCGCCUGGCCCCUGCCGGGCCGACUGGGGCAACAGCCGGGACUCGUGGGAGCACUCUCCCUACGCCCGGAGGGAGGAGGAGCGCGACCCGGGCCCCUGGAGGGAGAAUGGGGAGGACAAGCGGGACCGGACAGACUCCUGGGCGCACGAUCGCAAGCACUACCCCAGGCCGCUGGACAAGGGCGACUUAGACGAGCAGCGGCUGGAAGGCGGGCGCGGCCACCGAGAGAAGCACACAAGGCCCGGGUCCCCCAGCCCGCUGCACCCCGCAGCCGGCUACAAGAGCCGGGAAGAUGGCUACUACCGCAAGGAGCCCAAAGGCAAAUCGGACAAGCAUCUGAAGCAGCAGGAGGCCCCUGCGAGGUCCAGGAGGAAGGACGAGGCCAGGCUGCGGGACAGCAGACACCUCUACCCCGACGGCGUGGGCAGGGAGGACGGCCUGGAGCCCAAGGUCACCAGGGCCCUGGAGAGCACCAAGUCGAAGCAGAGCGAGAAAACCCGAACCAAGAGACCUGACAGAGACCAAGAAGGAGCUGAUGACAGGAAGGAAAGCAGAGCGGCUGAGAAUGAGGCUGGAAAAGAGGGACAGGAGGACAAGGAAGAAAGCCCCCCACCAGCGAGCAGGCAGGAGAAAGAAACAGAGUUCUCUGACACAGAAACCACAAGGACAAAGAAGGAGCAAGACUGGGAGAGCGGAAGUGAGGCGGAGGGGGAGAGCUGGUACCCCACAAACAUGGAGGAGCUGGUCACCGUGGAUGAGGUUGGGGAGGAAGAAGAUUUUAUCAUGGAGCCGGAUAUUCCAGAGCUGGAAGAAAUUGUGCCCAUUGACCAGAAGGACAAGCUCUGCCCAGAAAUGUGCCCCUUUGUGACAGCCACCUUAGAUCUGGACUUAGCCAAGGAUUUCACCAAGGAGGGAGUCAACACCAUUGGUAAUGGGGCUGCAGAAAUCAUCCCCAAGUCACCCAGAGAACUGCCUUCUGCUUCCACGAGCUGUCCCAGUGGCAUGGACGUGGAAAUGCCCGGCCUAAAUCUGGAUGCUGAGCGGAAGCCAGCUGAAUGUGAGACGGGCCUCUCACAGGAGGGUUCGGAUUGCUACGAGAAGCAGGCAAAGGCAGCGGAGAGCUCAGACGUUUGCCUGGCCCCUACAGUCCAGCAAAUGUCUUCCCCCAAGGCAGCUGAGGAGAGGGCCCAGCAGCCCAGCCCAUCUCUCGAUGACCACAAGGCCAGGGGGACUCCGGAAGAUGGGGCUCGCGAAGGCAGCCCCCUGGAAGACAGGCCCAGCCCCCCCACUGGAACUGAACUCCAAAGCCAGGCUUGCCAAGGAGUGUUGACCCCGGAGAACUCCAGGUACGUGGAAAUGAAAUCUCUGGAGGUGAGGUCACCAGACUACACUGAAGUGGAGUUGAAACAGCCCCUUUCUUUGCCUUCCUGGGAGCCAGAGGAUGUGUUCAGUGAACAUAGCAUUCCUCUAGGGGUGGAGUUCGUGGUGCCCAGGACGGGCUUCUACUGCAAGCUGUGCGGGCUGUUCUACACGAGUGAGGAGAUGGCGAAGAUAAGCCACUGCCGCAGCGCCGUCCACUACAGGAACCUGCAGAAGUACUUGUCCCAGCUGGCUGAGGAGGGCCUGAAAGAGACCGAGGGGGCGGGCAGCCCCAGGCCCGAGGACAGCGGAAUCGUGCCUCACUUUGAAAGGAAGAAGCUCUGAAGGACACCCUGCCGCUGCUGGAAACAGAGGAGGGCCUGGGAGAGGGGCAGCCUGGCCUCCAGGCAGGAGCUAAAGCCCUGGAGGAAGGGAAGCCAGGCAGGCCGCACAGCCUGGGCUUGCCGUGAAAAUGCCCCGAAGUGUCCCUGGAGGCGUCCUCUUGGGGUGUUCUGCCCCGUGAGGGUUGUCAGCUCUCUCCAUCUUGACUCUUAUUUCCUUCAGACAAUCUUGCAAUUAGCUUCUCUCUCUUCUUUCCCUCAUUCCUCCCUCCCUUGUUCCCUCCUUCUGUGCCAAGGGUCAUUUCCUUUCCAUAAAAUCCAACUUCUCAGGGAUUUUUCACAGUGUUUAAGUUCUUGAUGGGAUGUGACAAUUCGGGCCAGGCUAAGUUAUUCCAGGAAAACUAAGAGUCUCUGCAGUGAACCUGGGUGGGUUUCUCUGCCUGGCAGCCCAUGGACAGCCAUGUGGGUCCGCAGACUGGAGAGGGGACGCCUGCAUCACCAGUGGAGAGAAGCUGGGAUUCCUUUAACUGCACCAUCUUUUUUGGAAAGCCUCUGUUUUUAAUGACUCCUUUAUCCUCUCAAUUAUAAUGGAAGUCUGACAGAUUCAUGCCUUAAACUAAAAUUAAAUUACUUUCAUGGAGGAAAAGAGCCCUUCCUUCUGGAAGCUCUCAUAUGUUCCUGUCACACUUUUUUCAUUCCUCUUGACUCCAGGAGAUGCCAGGGUUUAUUCCAUUCUGGACAAUGAAUUUGGUAUUGAUUCACUUUAAUUAAAAAUGAGAACAGAAGUGUCUUCUCCCUCCAGCUGAAACAGCAAUUGGUAAAGGCUUAAGUUGAAGGCUGGCCUCCCGGCCAUGGGAGGCAUUGGCUCAGGGGACACAAAAACAAGAAGCAACAUCUGUCCUUGACUUACCCUUGGUGCCUGCACCUGGCCUCUGGCAGCCUCACAGUAGAAUGAUUCUAAAUGGUCUCUGGGGUGGGAGAAGCUCAGGAAAGAGAAGAAUGCAGGAAGGAAGAACAGCAUUUGAGCGCCGGCUGUUUGUAGGUGGGCCUUUUCCAAUUUGGCAGAAGGUCAAGGUUGUCUCAGAGGUGACUCCGUCUGCAGACUUUGAUGUGAAAAUGUUAAAAAGAACAGACCCCUUAUUCCCACGGCUGUCGGGUACUGUGGAGGUCAGUGCUUUCCAGCCUCGGACGGGCUGCAGGGUCUGCUCUGCAGUCCCCCUGGAAGGGCUUGGGACAAAGGUGCUGGGGGAUGGGGCUCACCACAGCCACAGAGGAGAGCCUGGUGCUGUUUCCACCAGCUGAGAUGCUCGCCUGCAGGCUCAGACCCUGGAAGACAGUUCUGAAGGGAUUUUUUAUUUUUAUUUUUUGCAUUUUUCUUCUUAUAGUAGAUAAGAGUAUUCUGCACAUUCUGCCUUCUGUAAUAAUGGCAGAUGGGUAGACAGAUCACCUUACAUUCUAUCAGAUAAAGGAUAAAAAUGUAGAGUAUAAAACAAUCGGGUAAACCUGGGGGCAAAUGGUCCCAGGCAAGGAGGGAACUGUUGGGGGCCUGAAAGAGGAGGUCAGGCGGAAGCAAAUGAUCCAGCCUGGACCUGUGUGUCGAGGAGAGACCCGGGAGGCAGGAAACCUGAACCUGGCCUCAGGUCACGUGGGGCCGGAGCGCUCGGUUCCUAGAAGGGAAUAGGUCUUGAGGAUGUGUCUUAGCCCAGACCUCGUCUCCUGCUGCCUCCAGGGUUCUGGACACGGGCUCAGCCACCUCUGUUUCUCAGAAAACCUUUGAUGCUAUGUCUUUUAUCCCACUGGACUCAAGUCUAGGGUCAGCAACUUGCUCUCCUUGCCUGACCUUGCUGGGAAAAACCUACUGCCUCCAUCAGAGGAGAGAGCUGUGCAUUUCCAGAGUGGCUGGAGUCCCUCCCCCAAGCAGAGUGGAAGCUGACCUCAACGCUCCUCCUCCCAGCAGCGUUUCCAUGGAAACUGGAUGGCUGUUCAAACCAGCCUCCUGCCUGAAUAGUCUACGAGCACCCUUGCUGAUAGACUGAACUUCUCCAUAUUGGAAAGUUGGAGAGAGUCCCUGGGAGGGCAAGAGAAAGGCUCCCCGUAUCCAACAGAACCUUCAG